UCUGCCAGGACGCCGCAGGUCCCGGGGCGGCUGACGCCGUCCGGGGCGUUCCUGGGAGCUGGGGGCCGGCGAGGUUAGACCCGAAGCCCGGGAGGAGCCGGCCGGCGGCCACGUGACCGACCGCGGCGGGGCCCAGAAAUAGCAGCGGCGGCGGUCCCGCCCGCGGGCGGCCGCGAGGGAGAGGCGGAGACUGGGGGCCGCCGGCUCGGCGCGGGCGCGGCCCCGGAGGAUGCUCAGCUCCUGCCCGGCCCGACCCCGAGCACAUGAUGGCGAUACGGGAGCUCAAAGUGUGUCUUCUCGGGGACACCGGGGUUGGGAAAUCAAGCAUUGUGUGUCGAUUUGUCCAGGAUCACUUUGACCACAACAUCAGCCCGACCAUUGGGGCAUCUUUUAUGACCAAAACUGUGCCUUGUGGAAAUGAACUUCAUAAGUUCCUCAUCUGGGACACUGCUGGUCAGGAACGGUUUCAUUCCCUGGCCCCCAUGUACUACCGUGGGUCUGCUGCAGCUGUCAUAGUGUACGACAUCACCAAACAGGAUUCAUUUUAUACCUUGAAGAAAUGGGUAAAAGAACUGAAAGAACAUGGCCCAGAAAACAUUGUAAUGGCUAUUGCUGGAAACAAGUGUGAUCUCUCAGAUAUUAGGGAGGUUCCCUUGAAGGAUGCUAAGGAAUAUGCUGAGUCCAUAGGUGCCAUCGUGGUUGAAACAAGUGCAAAGAAUGCUAUUAACAUUGAAGAGCUCUUCCAAGGAAUCAGUCGCCAGAUCCCACCCUUGGACCCCCAUGAAAAUGGAAACAAUGGAGGAAUCAAACUUAUGAAGCCAUCCACGCAAGCCGGCCCGCGGUGCUGCUGACCCGUGGGCCAGGGUCCACUGUACUGGAAGAAGCCAGAGCCCCCCGCCCUGUGCACUGCUGAAGGACCUCCCACCCUCGGUGGCCUGGCACCUCACUUAGAAAGAGUGAGCGCGCUGGCUUGGCAUCCUGGAAGACCUGCAGGGAAUGGGGCAAGAUUGUCCCUGGAAAAGGGUUUUAGAAAACUCUGGAAAAAUCCACCAUACCACCGCAAAGUGGCCUUUAGUGUAUGAAAUGCACCUGGGAGGGAAUGGAUGUUAGGUAAUAAGUAUAUUUGAGUUUUUCGUUAAAAGUCUUAAAAUAUUCUUAAAUUUGUACAGAAGUCUUACUGGCUCAUUAUGUGUGUGAGAUUCUAAAGUGGAGGUCCACUCUGAUGUCCUGUGUCCCCCGCCAGAUUUCAGUAACUUCUUCAGUGCCAUUGCCUUGCUGCCUAACCAGCCUUCAUGGAAAGGUUAAUUUAAUUUAGUUUAAUUUACCUUUCAGUGGAGUGUAAUUGGACCAUCACUCAAGCUGUGGACUUGAGCUGUUAUAAAAGUGGAGAAAGAUGUAUUAGAAAGUGUUGUCUACAUCUCUGACUUUUACUUGAUAAACCUUUUUUUAAGUUUUGGUCAUAUGUAAACAAACCAAAUCUGACUAAAAUAUUGCGUGUGAUUUUGGGAUUGGGAGGCCUGGUUUGGAAGACUCAUUUAGUAGUUAUUGUGUAAUCAGUGACAGAUGUAGGAUAUAAAUAUUAUUCCAGACACCGCCUGGUAUGCAUUGCCUCCACAGUAACAAAUUCCUACUUUCUUAGAGAAAUUUAAUGCACAGAGUAUUAUUUUAUUAAGAGAAUAUAUCGGGGCCGGCCCCAUGGCUGAGUGGUUAAGUUUGCGCUCUCUGCUUCAGCUGCCCAGGGUUCGCUGGUUCGGAUCCCGGGUGCAGACCUAGCACCACUCAUCAAGCCAUGCUGAGGCGGCGUCCCACAUAGCACAACCAGAAGGACCUACAACUAGAAUAUACAACUAUGUACUGGGGGCUUUGGGGAGAAGAAGAAGGGAAAAAAAAGGAAGAAGAAGAUUGGCAACAGAUGUUAGUUCAGGUGCCAAUUUUUAAUAAAAGUGUUUUAAAAAGAGAGAGAAUAUAUCAUAGUGUCAUAUCUAGGGGGAAAAUUAACUAGAGGAUGUUUGAGUCUAGACCAAAGGGCAAACAUCUAAUAGCAUCAAUUUAUAAUAGAUUACAGGAAAGCCAGCCAGACGAGGUACCAACACCUUAAGAUUCUCAAUUCCAGAUUAAGAUUCCCAAAACUAUAAAAUUGGAGAAAGCGUUUUAGAAGAUGCCAAGCUUGGGGGGUGAGUUUGGGGGAGUAACCAGAGGUCCAACUCUGGAGUGCAAAUUGGCUGAGAAUAGGCUUCGAUAAAACCUUCCUUUUCAGGUUCUCUGUCUGCUCAAUUAAUUAAAGAUAUGUGAAUCCAGUGGAAGUAAAGGGAAAGAAGGCAUGAAAAAAGGGAAAAGCUUUUCCAUGGAAAAUUCAAAUCCUAUUACCAUUCUAACUGUCAUAAAAACCCAGGGUCAAGAAGCAGUUGAUUUCCUAGUAGGGCUCAUAUCGGGAGGUGAUUCUUAAAGGACAUUUGGAUCGGGGCCUCUUGUGGGGGCUGCAAGGGAACAGCCUCACGCAGCGUGGCAGCAGAGCCGAUGAACCUUAUUUGCCAGGAGCGUUCAAGGCCAGGCAAACAUUAGUUGAACACCUACAGUGUAAAGCCAGGAAAGAGAUAGUGAGCUGAUUAAACCUUGAACUUUGAGUCACUCAGCGUGACCUGGUACUUAGAGUCCUCUCUCGGCUGUGCGCACCAUGCUCACGGCAGGUGGAGACGCUGAGUCCACCAUCAACAGAAAGCAAGAGUACUUGAGAGACCAGGGCCAAGUUUACACUCCUGUAAGUGGUCUGCAAUCAAGAAAACAGGUGGAAAUCACAGAUUUAGGUUUUUUUUAAUUCAAGAAUAUGCUGUCAAUUUGAUGUUCUAACUGCUUCACCCAGCUUGCCAGCGUAGUUGACAAUCUUAGGAUGUGAGGGCAUAUUUUUGGUUCAAGGGGGCCCCUUAGGUCUCCCAGACAGUACCUCAAGAACUGUUGGCAAGUGGCAUUUGGAUGUCUUGGCAGGGGUCCUUAGGGCUUUCUGCACAUUGUCAACAUUACUGACCUACAUGAUUCUGCUUGCCGGCCAAGUGAUUACCGUGCCUCUUUCCAAAGUUAAAAAAUUUGGGUUCCAAAUUGAAAUGACCUCUUUCUGGGUGACGUGCAGGCUUAUUUUGGAACCCUUCCUCACCCAACAGUCCCUGAGAACCUGGGUUUAUCUCUAGACAGCCGCUGGGUUGCCAAGCUAAGGUGGUACGCUCCUCAGCAGCCUCUGCAGCUCUGGGCCAGCUCUUCAGUGGUUGUGUCUUGCAUAAAAUAGCUGAUCUUAACCACACACAGCCAGCUACCCAUGAAUGAGCCCCUGGUUUUAUUUCAGAAGCACCUGAGGGUGUGAACCACUCUUACCUUAACUAUUCAAGCCAGUCAGAUGACAGAAUAUAUAUAAUCACUGCUUGGAGCAACUGGUGUCAAGAGUGGAUGGCACUUGAGCACAUGAGCAUUUGCAUAAACGCAGAGGCUUCUCUGAAGACGGGUGCUCCAGCCUUGUCUGCAGCGAGGCCAUCUCAUCUGCCUUUGAUUUGUCUUGAGAUUACUUUCUGGCUGUUCUAAUAUUGAACUAUAACCAUGUAAUAUUAUGUAAAGGCCUGGAAAUUACUAUGGCUCCACAAUGUCAAGGAGUUUUAUGUGCUGUAGCAUCCUUCACAUCAUUUUUCCAAAAUUUACUCCUUUUCCUCUGUUUUCUUUCCUUUCGUGUGUGGUAUGUACGUGUACAUGUGUAAAUAUGAUUUCGUAUUUGUUAGGCCAGCGUAUAACCCCUUUCACUGGCCGCAUUUGGCUCGUGACGGUGUGUUAUCUAAUGUAGGCGUGGGCUCUCCUAGGGGUUAUCUCCCCAUGGAAAUCCCAAAGAGGGCACUGGGGUCAUAUAAAUAUUUUAUGUAGGUACAUAAUUGACUUGCCAUUUUAUAGUAGAAAAUGGUACAUUAGGGUGCUGAAUAUGACGUUACCUUUCAGACCAUAGAAGGUUGAAGAUCUAAAGCCAAGCUUUAGCCAACAAAAGGGCUGUGCACCAAUAAGAACUGAAUUUAUUUUCUGAGGGAGGUUUGGAUGACUGAAAUAUUUCCUGUAAGAUCAAGGAAGAUGGCUUGUGAUGGCCGACACUGAGCUCCUUCUGGGGGGCUCCACUUCUCACUGCUCAGCAACGCUCACAGCAAGUUGAAUAAUGAGCUGGCUUACAAAUGAAAGCGCCCUAAGCUGUAUUCAGACCUGUUAGGUAUCCAGUUUACUCUUUUAACCAUCAUUGCUGAAACCAGACCCAGUGAUCCAACAUCAUACUCUGUUGUGUAAACUCCUUUUUCUCAUGUUUUUAUAAAGAGCUUCUGUCUGGGCUGGACCCAGUUCUCGCGUAUCGAAGACGCUGCUGCAGACCAUUCCACCUUGUAUUCCACGGUAAAGCUUUGCCCUCAACAGCGUCCAAUUGUAUCUGUUAUUUUUGGUUUAACACACACUGAUUCAUACUAAUAAAUAUUUUAAGUUUUACCAA
This is a messenger RNA of Equus caballus (horse), 4498 nucleotides long. It is a transcript of the gene RAB31, whose product is annotated as RAB31, member RAS oncogene family. Gene Ontology annotation, biological process: vesicle-mediated transport. Gene Ontology annotation, molecular function: GTPase activity; GTP binding. The record is from RefSeq and is a predicted model, not a curated record. Lineage: Eukaryota; Metazoa; Chordata; Mammalia; Perissodactyla; Equidae.